Messenger RNA from Bubalus bubalis (water buffalo), 8235 nucleotides. Its product is annotated as ovochymase-1. NCBI's taxonomy places the organism in Eukaryota, Metazoa, Chordata, Mammalia, Artiodactyla, Bovidae. The coding region runs from base 4153 to 8100 and encodes 1315 amino acids. The transcript has 27 exons. Gene Ontology annotation, biological process: proteolysis. Gene Ontology annotation, molecular function: serine-type endopeptidase activity. The record is from RefSeq and is a predicted model, not a curated record.
AAUGGCAACCCACUCCAGUGUUCUUGCCUGGAGAAUCCCAGGGACAGCGGAACCUGGUGGGCUGCCGUCUAUGGGGUCGCACAGAGUCGGACACCACUGAAGCAACUUAGCAGCAGCAGCAUCAAGCUCUGUGAGUCCCCCAAAUCCAAAUGGAAAGCCCACUGCCUCCGCAGAGGUAACUGUUGAGUGUGGCUCUUAGUUUUAGAAAUUCUUAAGAUAAUUAUUGCAGCAAAACACAGAACCCUAAAAGUGACUGCCCGUGUACUUUAACGUGACAGAGGUAAAUACUCCUAUUUUGCCGUCUCCAUUCCCUUCAGGGGAUCAGCCCUGGGUCAGGAGGAGCCCCUGGAGAAGGAAAUGGCAACCCACUCCAGGAUUCUUGCCUGAAGAAUGCCAUGCACAGAGGAGCCUGGCGGGCUACAGUCCAAGGGAUCACAAAGAGUUGGACAUGACUGAGUGACUAACACUUCCACACGUAAAAGCGAUUUUGUUGUGUUUCUGGGAAAAAGAAAAAAAAUUUUAAAUUUCCUCCAAAGACAUUAAAGUAUCUGUAGAAACCAUGGCCUGCUUUUAUAAUGUGGAAAUCAGCUGACUUGCUGUGACUCACUCAUCCUUCCUUUUAUUAGAUGGAAAUACUUGUAUCAUGUUUUUCAGAUUCCUUUGAUCAGUUAUAUAUAAAUGUACACUUUUGUUACUUUUGCUGUGCCAGUUAGAAAUAUAUCUCCCAUAAAGGAUUUCUCCUAUUUAAGUCUGAUUAUGUACACUUUGCCUAGGUCUUUCCAAAAUAAAAUUUAUGUAAAUGUAUAUUUUAUAUAAAAUAUGAUGAAAAUAAUUAAGUCUUGUUUCAAUCUCUCAAGUGGUCUGUGGUUAGUACCCACUGAAAUUUAUGUCACCAUUAGGUGCCCACUUUUAAAAUAAAAAAAUACCGUCUUUCCUCCUUUCCCCCAUUGUUCAUUCAUUCGUCGCAUUGUUGUGUGUGCAUGGUGCCUGCUGUCCUUUUCAUGCCGCACAAUGACCAUUUCAGUACUUACCCCUUCCAGAUACCCUCCCCUCAUCUUACUGAGGAGCUGCCUUCACCUCUUUCUUGAUGGUGUAAAUACAAAGUAGAAAACAGGUACUUCCUCAGUAUUCUGCACUCUGUCUGCAAACUUACCUGCAUCUAAUUCUCCCCUCUCUCCUGUUGCUGCAAUGGAAAAAGAGGAUCCUGGGCCCUGGAUAUCACUUUUGAAGAACUUCAUUCUUUAACCCCUUUCUUUUUCUUCUUUAACUUCUUCCUUUUGCUGGCUCUUGUCAGUUCAGUUCUAUUUUAAAACACAGAUACUGGUGGCCACCAUGAAGGUCACUUGGAAAAAACCUUUCCUUUAUUCCUUUUCAUGCGGUAGCUACUACUGCAUCUGUUUAUGUCCUUCACAGCCACUCUAUCAGAAUAAAUUGUCUCCACUCAUUCUAUCUCUGGCCUUCACACUCUGUCUGCAUCCUAGUGAAAUCUGUCCCUGCAACAAAUUCAAAGGAAAUUGCUGUUUCUAAUGUCACCAAUGAUCACUUUACUGCCCAUUCCUAGGCCUUGUGGGAUUUGGGAGACUGUUCUAGAGUUUGAACCAGUGUUUUAGUAGGGAUGGAAAAACAUUUUUUACACAAAACAUUAUGUACCCAUGGUUUACUUAUUGCUCCCGGGUUAGUCUCCUAACACUCCUAAUUUUUCAACUAUCCUUAGAAUUAGGGCAUCAAGCGUCUUGGAACGCCUCCAAUAGCAGAUCACUAUUAUGCUGCCCUAAUGAAAUUAUGUUCAAAUUCAAUGCAGGUUUCUCAAUCUAGUUUGGGAUAGUCCAGCUCACUCUGCUUGACAUCCUUUCCUUUUCUAUAGUUUUGUGGUUUUUCCUUAAGUAAGAGAAUACUUCCAUUCCAGCAUCACCACAAACUCAAUUUAUAUUUAAACCAUCAUCUUACUAGCAAAUUUCUAUCUGAAACUAAUGACUUGGCUUUUGAUAUGUAUGCAAUUCACAAUGAAUGACUCUUUUUCUAUUUAAUGGAAAGGCAUUAUUUUUUUAUGGCUGUAAGGGAACAAUCCUCUGUAUUAGAAGGACAAGGUCUCAUUUAAGGCUGGGAGUUUGAACUCUGGAAACAAAGGGAGCUAUGCUGUAACAGGAAAUGAUGUCCAACCCCAUGGAGACUUCAGGUCUGAAACAAAACACUAAUGAUCCUGCAAAGCUGUGUGUGUACCACGUGUACAAGACUGCAAGGGGACACGGUUUCUGAGCUUCAUGAGAAAGUUAGCCAUGAACUUGAACAUUGUGGGUCCAACUUGCAUUUUUUCCUUCCUUCUCUCUCAUUUUUUAAGAGCUUUGUAGUAGCUUUAAUAUGACCUACUCUUGCUAAGAAAAAGAGAGGAGUUUGGGUCCAUUUGGAGAAUCUGAGCUUUUUUGGAGAGUAGUGAGUCCCUGAGGCCACAAAUGGUUAUGGUAACACUUGUGAGAUUGCUACAGUAAAAGCGAAACUCAGAGAUAAGCGUGUUGAGGGCUACUACCUGGAGGUAACCUGGAGAACUCAGGUGUAGUUGUAUAUCUUCAGGAAAGAGCUGUUUACCUUACCAAGCCCCCUCCUGGUGUUCCCCCAACACUCAAGCUCAAAACCUGGGAGUCAUCUACUCAAACUGUCAUCCAAAUUGUAUUUGCUUAAAACGAUGCUACCCUCAAAAACAAUUCAGUCCAACAGAACUAUAUGAUGACGACUGUGUUUUGUAUCUGUGCUGUCCAGUAUGGUAGCCACUAGCUACAGGUGGCUGGUGAGCUCUUAAAGUGUAGCUAGUGUGACUGAGGAACUCAGUUUUUAUUUUAGCUAAUAUUAAUUUGAAUAACCACAUAUGGCUAAUGUCUACUCUAUUGAAUAGUACAGCUGUAGAGCUUUUCAGUCCCCACUCCAGUACUCCUGCCUGGAAAAUCCCAUGGAUGGAGGAGCCUGGUAGGCUGCAGUCCAUGGGGUCUCUAAGAGUCGGACACGACUGAAGUAACUUAGCAGCAGCAGAGCUUUUCAGUGAUCUAAGACUUGAGAUAUAAAAAUCACAGAAACUCCUUUUAGGUUCAUGAAACAAAAAGGUUUGAGAUGGUAUGUCUCAAGUUUGGGUGUCAAUCCCAUUCUUUGAGCUUUUUGCCCCAGGUUCCCAGUUCACCUUCUGCUCCUUCUUCCCUCAGCUGUCACCUGCCUGUCACUGUACCUGCCUACACUUUGAUCAUCUCUGUUUUCCUGUCCUUCUGUCUACCACUUGUCUCCCUGAUUUGUUUACCCUUCUACCUCAAGGAGCUUUUAUUUCUAUUUUAUACAGAAGUGAGACAAUUGGGCCUGGGUGUCUAGGUUAGUUAAUAUAUAUAUAGUGUUCACUUAACUUUGUCCUCAUUUUUUGAUAAAUUAUAAAUCAAUUACAAAUUCUAGCUGUAUUCCUCUCCCAACCUCAAGAUAAUUUGUUACAAAUUACUAGAAAAUGAUAUUGAUUGAAAAAAUGCUAACAUGCAGUGAAUUCAUUUUAACAAUCUUAAAUGCUGGAUCCCACAGCUUUGGUCCAUUCCACUGAAGCUGAUGAUAACAGACACCCAGAAAAGGAGUAGGGCAGAAUUCUGAUCGUUCAUAUCCAGUCCUUUUGAAAACUCAGGAGUGUCAAGGUCUUCAACAAGCCUUUUAGACGCUGGUGGGAUCUUUAAUACUCAAACUUUCAAGAGUCUUCCUCCUUUCGGGGUCAGCCUGCGUGUGUCCUGCAUGGGUGCCCGGCUUCCUUUACCCUGGGACUUGGGCCACAUUCCCUGACUGGGAACAGAAUUCACCUGCGCCGAGAAUUCUAGGCCAUUGAUCCCCUUGGUCCCGCAUCUGUCCUAGCAUCUCCUGCAUCUGAUUCUGGCUCGCCUGCAAGUUUUACCUCGCGCCUGUUUGCAGGAGUGAAUGGCGGGGACGCGAUGACACCUGGGCGGCCGAAGAGCAGCUGCGGCUGGGCUGGUCCUGAGGAGGGACACCUGCGCGCCCGGCUGCGCGGUAGAUGCGCCACCCACCCACCACCCCCGGCUCGGAAGGAUGGAGUGAUGUAGGCAGGCGCUUCCGGGAGCUCAGAGCCCAGUGAGGCCGGAGCGCUUCUCUUCGCUGGUUUGCAGCGCCUGCGUCUGGGCGAAGAUGGACCGGUCACCACGCGCGGAAGCCAUACGCGCAUUGCCCGGGGCUGUUUCACUCCUGCUGCUGCUGUUGCUGGCGGUCCACUCCCCGCCCAGCCGAGGACUGAAGUACGGAAUUCGUGCAGUUGAUUUGAAAAGUAUAGAAACUGUCUUCGAAUCUAGGUUCUUCUCUAGAAUUAGUAGUUGGAGAAAUUCAACAGUUGGUGGACACCCAUGGCAGGUCUCCCUGAAAUUAGGUGGACACCACUUCUGUGGAGGAAGUUUGAUUCAAGAUGAUCUGGUUGUUACAGCAGUACAUUGCCUGAUUGGCCUCAAUGAGAAGCAAAUUAAGAGUCUGACAGUGACUGCUGGGGAGUACAACCUCUUUCAGAAGGAUAAGGAGGAACAAAAUAUUCCUGUCUCAAAAAUUAUUAUCCAUCCUGAAUACAACAGACGUGGAUAUAUGAGUUUUAAUAUUGCCCUGCUGUAUCUAAAACUCAAAGUCAAGUUUGGAACUACUGUUCAGCCUAUCUGUAUUCCCCAUAGAGGUGAUAAAUUUGAAGAAGGAAUUUUUUGCAUGGCCAGUGGAUGGGGCAAGAUUUCAGAGACAUCAGAAUAUUCAAAUAUCCUACAGGAAGUGGAAGUUCCCAUUAUGGAUGACAGAACAUGCGGUGCCAUGCUCAGGGCCAUGAACCUUCCUCCCCUGGGGAGGGACAUGUUGUGUGCCAGUUUUCCUGAUGGGGAAAAGGAUGCCUGCCAGAGGGACUCUGGAGGCCCACUUGUUUGUAGAAGAGAUGAUGGAGCCUGGGUUCUUGCUGGGAUAACUUCCUGGGCAGCUGGUUGUACUAGAGUUUGGAAUCCUUUCAGAAAUAAGCAGAGAAAGGCAUCACCUGGCAUUUUCUCCAAGGUAUUUGUGUUGAUGGAUUUUAUCACACAGACCAUGACAGACUCUUUAAACAAAAUUGGAUCAACAUCAUUUCCCAAAACCAAUCCUAGAUCUUCUGCAAAAGUUAUUCCAUAUGGUGUCUGUGGCAUCCCUCCAUUUAGUCCCCAGUGGCUUUCUAGAAGAAUUGCAGGAGGAGUAGAAGCCUGCCCCCACUGUUGGCCAUGGCAGGUGGGUUUGAGGUUUCUCGGCAAUCACCAGUGUGGAGGUGCCAUCAUCAACUCGAUUUGGAUUCUGACUGCAGCGCAUUGUGUGCAAUCGAAAAACAAUCCACUCUUCUGGACCAUUGUUGCUGGAGAUCAUGACAGAACCUUGAAGGAAUCAACUGAGCAGGUGAGAAGGGCAAAACACAUCGUGAUGCAUGAGGACUUCGACUCACUGAGCUAUGACUCUGAUAUCGCCCUGAUCCAACUGAGCUCUGCCCUAGAAUUCAACUCAGUGGUGAGGCCAGUAUGUCUUCCACACAGCUUGGAGCCUCUGUUUUCUUCUGAGAUUUGUGUUGUGACUGGCUGGGGAAGUGCUAGUAAAGAUGGUGGUCUAGCAAGUCGCUUACAGCAGAUUCAAGUGCCUGUGUUAGAAAGAGAGGUCUGUGAACGCACUUACUAUUCAGCCCAUCCAGGAGGAAUCUCAGAGAAGAUGAUCUGUGCUGGCUUUGCAGCAUCUGGAGGGAAAGAUGUGGGUCAGGGAGAUUCUGGUGGACCGUUAGUGUGUAAACAUGAAAAAGGUCCAUUUGUCCUCUAUGGCAUUGUCAGCUGGGGAGCUGGCUGUGCCCAACCAAGGAAGCCAGGUGUAUUUGCCAGAGUGAGUGUCUUCCUGGACUGGAUUCAAUCCAAAAUCAAAGAUGCAGGUCCUGUUUUACUCCAGAUAAAAAAUGAAAGCAAAAUCUUAACAAGACAACAACUGCCACCACCCACACCCUCAAGAGACAGUGCAUCUGGGCCAGGCUGUUACUCUGAAGUGGAGUUAGAAGAGCCCAGAGGCUUUUUUUCAUCUCCAAGAUAUCCACUGGAUUAUAGAGGAAAACUGGAAUGUUCUUGGGUGCUCCGAGUUUCACCAAGCAGUAUGGCAAAAUUUACAGUUGAGUAUCUGUUACUCCCUGGGUCUCAUAUGUGUCAAGAUUCAGCUCUGAUUAUUUAUGAAGAAAACCACAGUGAGAGAAGGAUGUCAGGUAAAUUAUGCGGAAGAAGGCUUUAUCCAGUGGUUUUCAUGAGCUCUGGACCACUGGUGAGGGUGACAUUUCAUUCCAGUGUGCAAGGUGCUUUUGGCAUAAAUUAUAUUGUCUUUAGAGUCCAAGGUCCAAAGGGCAGUAAAAGCACCCAGUCUCUUCAGAGUUCAAACCAAGAGCAUGUGGCCACUUGUGAGGAUGUUAUUCUGACCAAACCAGCAGGGAUCAUACAAUUCCCGAGAUAUUUUCACAGAACCAUUAUGAGCUGCCACUGGAGAUUACUAGCCCCUAUAAAUCAUAUCAUUCGCCUUGAUAUUAUCAGCUUCCAGAAGCAACCAGUGCCCUUGGCCUGUCAGGGUGACCUGUGGGUUUAUGAAGGAUUUGGAUCAGGCAAAAAAUUAAUAGGAAAUCUAUGUGAAGGAGAUUCACCUUCAUUAAAGUCUCAUGGUCCUCUUAUGAUGUUGAUUUUCACAUACAAUGCAAGUUUGGCCAUGGAAGAAUUUUCUUUGAGAUAUUCUUUUCAUAUGUCUGGUUCCAUGAGAGGAAACAUUAAAGUUAAUGGUAAAGAGGAUAAAGGAGGGUGUCCAAUAUUGGAUCUGAUUGCAGUUAGUUCUUUUGAGAUCACAUCUCCCAAUUAUCCUAACAUUUAUCCUAAUAUGCUGAACUGCACUUGGACUUUUUAUUCUAUAUCUGGAAAUAAAAUGAAGGCAUUGAUUAAAGAUUUUAUAAUGGAAGAAUCUUGGAACUGUGAAUGGGAUUAUUUCAAUAUUUAUGAUGGACCAGAUCAGCAAUCAAGAUUACUUGCUCAUUUAUGUGGCUCUAAGAAAGAAUUUGUCUGGAUAUCCAGUGGUGCUUACCUAACUGUGAAUUUGAAAACUGAUGAGUCUGUGGGAGAAAGAGGUUUUAAACUGAUUUUGGAAGAUAUGACUCAGAAGCCAUCACAGAAAAGAAAUAUUGGGAUCCAACUGCCUAUUAAUGGGCUUACAGUAGAAAACAAUACCAGAAGACAGCCAGCUCAAGACUCAUGUGGCGUUCCAUUUGUUGACCCAUUUCUCAGUGAAGGGUUUGAGAGGAAUACAAAUAUCUUGCCUGCAGAGGUCGGGGAGCCCAGGGUGGUUGGUGGCCGUGCAGCCGCGGUGAUGUCGUGGCCCUGGCUGGUCAGUCUGCAGCACCAAGGCCAUCACUACUGUGGAGGCGCUCUGAUUGGGAGGCGGUGGGUCCUGACAGCAGCACACUGUAACUUCAGUACUGUCACAGACUACCUGGUAAUAGGAAGAAGUUACCUGGGGAAUAUAAGAAAUAGUGAUUUGAUACCAGUGAAAGCUGUGUACAUUCACCCCAGCUUCACACAAUUUCCUCCUAACGAUGAUCUAUCUUUGCUGCAUCUGGAAAAACCUGUUGAACUAGGAGAGUUUGUAUCUACAAUCUGUUUGCCAGGGAAAGAUGAUAAAAUAAAUUUACUUUCCAAAUGUUUGACUGCCGGAUGGGGAAUAACUGAACCUCAUCAAGAUGAAUUUCCUAAAACUGUGCAGCAGGCAAAGGUACCACUGAUCAGUAGUAUAUCUUGUCGAAGCUACUGGGGACUGGAAAUUAAAAACACUAAUAUAUGUGGAGGGGCUUCCGGAUCAUCCUCCUGUAUGGGAGAUUCUGGAGGACCACUGCAGUGUGGUGAGGGUGGGCAGUACAAGCUCAUCGGUAUUGUGAGCUGGGGCAGCAGUAACUGCCAUCCUGCUGCACCAACAGUCUUCACCAGAAUUUCUGCCUACACAGACUGGAUCACAUCCAUCACUGGAGGAGAAGCAGGAUCACUGGGAGACCAACCUGGUGGGACUGUGAUCACAAGUGGGAAAGGAAAUACAUAACCACAUAUCUGGAAAAUAUGUCUCUUGUCAUUGCUAAAAAAAACUCAAUGUCACUUCUCCCAACUUUUGUCAUUGAGGAGCUUGGAUUUGGUGUAUAAAUACAUUCAAUAUUAAACAUUGGUCACAGAAAGUUAA